AUGGCGAUGCUGCAUAAAAAGAAGCUUUCGGGCAAGGAUGACAAGUGGGUAUGGGGAAAUGACGAAGGCACAAGCUUCUCAACGAAAAGCAUUCGUAGGGAAAUAACACUAAAAGAGUCAGUUUACAGUGAUGCUGGUUCUUUUUGGUGGAAUUCUUGGGCACCGCUAAAAGUAAAUUAUCACGCUUGGAGAGUUGAACUGAACAGGGUAGCAGCAAAGGUUUCACUGGUAAAUAAGGGGUUACAAAUCCCUAAUAGUACCUGGAGCAGAUGUGGUAUGGCCGAGGAAUCAUGUAACCAUAUUUUUUUUUAUUGUAUUUGGGCGAGAAGCGUGUGGUGGAACAUCUUAAGAUGGAUGAAAAUCCCGAUUCUCUGUAAUGCGAGAUCGGUAUGGGAGAUUGUAGCUCAUGUGACGGCGCAAGUUGGUUCCAAACGAUGGAGGAAAACGGUUCAUUUGGUGACUCUCGGUUGUAUAUGGAGACUAUGGUUGGCUAGAAAUGAAAAAGAGUUUAAAGGUCUGAUGGUGCCGGUCAAUAGGAUCGUGGAGCACAUUAAGGAGGAUAAGUUUUUGUGGAUUAAACACAGAGCAGGGGGUGGAGCUUUAGACUGGAAAAACUGGCAAGAUUUCGACAUUUCUUUGUUAGUGUAA
This is a messenger RNA of Helianthus annuus (common sunflower), 648 nucleotides long. RefSeq lists its product as uncharacterized. The record is from RefSeq and is a predicted model, not a curated record. Lineage: Eukaryota; Viridiplantae; Streptophyta; Magnoliopsida; Asterales; Asteraceae. The transcript has a single exon. The coding region runs from base 1 to 648 and encodes 215 amino acids.